CAUUAAACUCAAGAUCAAGAUAUUAGUGUUUAAACCCCCCGCCUUUCCCGCCGCCAUCUUUAUAAACAAGACUCUGGUUAGAGGAGCAUCACGGGGAAUCUUUCAACAAUAUCUUCUCUCUGUCUUAUUGGUAAUGGCAGAGAAAUGGGAUGAUGGGGCCAACGAUUCCCCUGAAGUUGUGUAUGACGGGUUCUCCCCCACAACGACCCAACCCCAGGGCCUCCCCCCCACCACCACCACCCCGCCCCAGGCCCUUGCCCCGCCCCACCCAGCCUUUGUGGAGGAGGGGGACGGCAGUGUGCCACUAGGGGGUUCAGGGUCAGCCUCCUUCAUAACUGAUGCACAGAGAGAUAACAGCUUACAACCACCACCACCACCACCACCACCACCACCACUACAACAACAACAACAACAGCAACAGCAGGAGGGGGAGAUGGCAGCACCUGGAGUGGCAGACAGAGGGCAGCUGUGUUUCGUGUGCUGCGGCUCUGUGGCAGACAGCAACUACAGGAGUGUGAGAUCAUCCAUGAACCACUCCCACGCGCCGCUGCUGGUGCUGCUGACGGAGGUGCUGGGCUACAAGCUGGACACGGGGCAGCUGCACUCUGAGGUGGUGUGCAAGAACUGUUACCGGCUCCUGGACAUCAUUGACGAGCUUCACCAGACCCUCACAGAAUCCAAGACUGAUGUGAGAACUAAGUUUCUUGAGACCAUCCAGCGCUUGCGACUCAAGUACCCAAGGACAGACAAAAUGCUGAAGCCGAGGUGCCUCCGGUGUGUGCAGAUGUCCCAGUCUUCUGCCAGGCGCCGCGGCAGGGGCAGGGGCUGGAAGGGGCGCGUGGAGGACACCAGGGGCCGCGGCAAGGGUGGCAGAGGCAGAGGCAGAGGUUCAGCUAGGACAGAAGAUGGGCAUGACCUUGGCAGUGAUAAUGAUCUGGAGGGCGGCAAAGAUUCAAGGGAUGUCUUAUGCAAGGUUCCUCCACCACCAAACCACCACCACCACCACCGCUCACCACAUCAUGCCAUCACCACAAGAGGACACAUGGUCUUUCCACAAGGAGAUGGAAGAGACCAAACGGAGGCCAAUGGAUGGGUCACGGUGGCUGGGAUGGAUGAUUUGGAUGGCAUGGAUAACGUAGAAGAGGAAUAUUCCCGUGACGGUGGUGGAGUUGUGGAAUUUGACACCAUAGAAGAGGAGGAGGGGGAACACUAUUACGACGAACUUUAUCUUGAUUUUUACAAUGAGUGCCACAGAGACAGAAGUGCCAGAGGACUGCGUUUGUUGUGUGAGGUUUGCCUGGGUCACCUCGGCACUCUGCUUCCCCCUGCUGGCCCUCAGAGCACUAAUGGAUGCUGUGCUGUGGAGGUCACACUUCACAGCCCCCCGGGAGAAGGGUUGUGGGUGUGGAGUCAAGGUGUGAAGCUGGAAUCUGUUAGUCCGCCUUCUGACAACGGAACAAAGGUGGUGAAAACAUGCAGCACUGUCGGUCUCAUGAACAGUGAUGCUGUCAUUAAUGCUGUGAUGUCUUGUGCGACUCACACAGCACCCCCAGUCAGCUCCAGUGAUGCUGCUAUGCUGCAUACAAUGUCCAGUGAAGCAUCUCAUUCCAGUAGCGAGGUUAUGUUGAGCCAAAGCUCCAGCAGCACUAGUGCAGGUGUCACAAUGCUUCCAGUGUAUUCCAGGGACAGGACACCAUCACUUUCAGCAUCUACCAGUACUCCAGAGUCCCUCAUCUCUAUAAACAGCCCUCUUCCAGCCUUCCCAGUCUCUCUCAGUGAUGUUAUGUUACCAGUCUCCACAGCCAGCACAACCACACUUCCAAUGUCUUCUAUCAGUAGCCUAGAUUGUCUUAUCUCCAUGAAUUAUACAAUGACUAAGUUGCCGCUGUCCACAAGCCUGAUUUCCACCAGCAGGAAUGCAGUGCCGUCCGUCAGUGCCGGGGAUACAGUGCCUCACGUGUCUGGCACUGAUUUACUCCUUCAUUCUCUGGGCCAGGAAGGGAAAGGGAGUGAGAUAGUGAAGGAGUGUGAUGGUGAUGGUGAGGUAAACAUGCCAAGUCCUUCCUCAGAGCCCUUAGUGCUAGGAUCUCAUAUUCCUUCCCUCUCCACACCAUCCCCCUCCCUCUCCAUUCCUCCAUCCCUCUCCUCCCCUCCAACAUCACUCUCCACACCUCCACCGCUCUCAUCUCCGCCAUCCCUCAUCCUCUCCUCUCCCACUCCUGCCCUUUCCACUCCCUCGCCACUCUCCUCCCCUCCCACUUCCCUCUCCACCCCUCAAACUGUUGUGCUGACUACUCCACCACUCUCCACUCCUCCCAUGGCCCUGUCCAGCCACUCUCCCAUCUCCCUGCCUCCUGUCAGCAGCACCAGAUUAUCCUAUUUUGACGUGAAGGAUUAUAUCAACACUCCUGCAAAUAAGGACAUCGUUACUCCUUCAGUAGUUCCCCCUGUCAACACACAACCCCACAGCACUCAAGUGCCCAGCCCAAAACCUCACAGCCCUGUGUCUCUCAGUCCCCAGCACCUCACUCACCCCUCCCCAGGUCGUCUCACAGUAAAACCAGACACUCACACCUCAAACAUUUCUGAGAAGUUUACACGAAAGAACUUCUCGGUUUCAUCCAGUAUUGAGGUGCAGACAGCCUCGCUACCCAGGUUGGCUGCAUCCACAGUUCUCAAGCCACAGCACACUCAAGAGGAUUCCAAGGAACAGAAGAAAGGACAAGACACAAGGGCAAGCAAGAAAGCAUGUGAUACAUUCCAAGACCUGCCCCUCUCUGCCUUGGGAAAGAGGCGACGCAAACCUUCAGAAAAAGCACGGAAUGCCCAGAUCAACAGGUCCAGCACCCGCCCAGGGAAGUGCCCCCGGAAAAAAGUGCCCCGAGAAAAUGCUCAGGGGAGUGGGGGCCCCGUGCCACCUGCCAGCUCUCCCAUAGUGCCCCGGCAGCUGGAGGUGCAGUACAAGUUUGUUUGUGAGUACUGUGGCAGGAAGUUCUCAUCAGCGACCGGAUUUCGGUACCACGUGGGGAGUCACGGCGUAGGUGCAGGAGUCACAUUCACCUGCAACCUGUGUCCUUACACCACACGGCGGGCCAGCGACCUCAAGAAGCACCAGGUGACUCACACAGGGGAGCGGCCACACCGCUGCCCCGUGUGCUCCCAGGAAUUCUCCGUGAACAGUUCAUUCCGGCGCCACCUGAGAGUGCACAGCGGCGAGCGGCCCCACACGUGCCCCACUUGCCCCAUGGCCUUCCGCAGCCCUGCCACGCUGCGGCAGCACAUGGUGCGCCACACAGGAGCACGGGACUACGUGUGUGAGGUGUGCGGCAGCAGCUUCAUCCUUCGCCACCACUACACACUGCACCGCCGCCUGCACAACGAGGAGCUGCCCUUCACCUGCACCCAUUGCAGCAGCUCCUUCAGGCACCACAGCGCCCUCAGGCAGCACCGCAGGAAGAUGCACCCCAGGGAGGAGGCAGCGCGGCUGCAGCAGACCAAACUGCGACACCUGGUGGUGAAGGGCGACCUGCAGGUAACCCCAACACCUGUGCCACUCCCUGCAUCCCCAUCAUCUCUCCCUCCAGCACAGCGUCCCUUUGAGGACAUCAUUCAGGAUGACUUGGUCGGUGAGGAUUCUGCUGCUUGUGUGGACUCCUGCACCCAAACACUGCCCUCGCCAUCAUCACCAUCAUCAUCUGUUACCCAAGAUAGGACCAAGGGGCAGGACAGCCCCAUAGUCCUCACCAUCAGUACCCUUGGCAACACAUCCUGCACAGGACACGGCAGGAUGCAGGAGGUGCCAAAGGACUCUAAGGACACCAUUGGCCUGCAGGAAGAGAAAGACACUUAUGCAAAUCCAGAUUUCUCAUAUCCUACAAUUGAGAUCCUGCCUGAUCCUACCGCAGAGUCCUUAAGCAUUCCUGAGGAGUAUUUGGUGGUGAAGGAGGGGGUAGGAGGGAAUGGGGAUUUAUCUUCCUCCUCCACUCCCAGCAUUCCCUCUCAGGUGUAUAUUGUUUUACCGGAGGCUGACGAACACGCCUCUCACCUUUAUAUAGUGAUGGGAGAAGAUGGCCCAUCACUCUCACAAUAAAUGGUGGUGGUUUAAUUCAUUAUCGUUGUUUAUUGCUAGUAUUUGUAUUGUUGUUAUUGUCACUAUUUUUCCAUUACUGCUAUUGUCAGUGUCAUUAUUAUUAUUAUUGUUAUCAUUUUAUUAUUAUUAUUAUUAUUAUUAUUAUUAUUAUUAUUAUUAUUAUUAUUAUUAUUAUUAUUAUUAUUAUUAUUAUCAUCAUUGCAUUUUAUUUUAUCACCAUUAUUGACAUUAACUUGAUUAUUAUCAUUUUUCUCAUCACCAACAUUUUCAUGAUUAUCAUUAUAGUCACUGCAUUAUUUUUAUUGCUCAUUUAUUGUCAUCAUCAUCUCUAUCACCAUUAUUAUUACCAUCACUACAUUUUGUUUCAUCACAAUCAUUGAUAUUAUCUUGAUCAUUACAAGUUUUCUCCUCUUAUCACCAUCCUUCUCAUUAUUAUCACUAUCACCACCACAUUAGCAUUAUUCAUUUAUUGUCACUAUUAUCACCAUCACCACAUCACUAUUAUCAUCAUGCAGCGGUGUUUGUACUUGCAUAUGUGUCACAGUGAGUUUGGUGUGUUUGGUAGUUUUUGGUGAGUGUCUCAGUGUGUAGUCUAGUCCCUGUACCAAGCUGUGAUAUGUGAGUAUUUGUAGAGAUCCUUGCAGUAAAUGUUUUGAGAUA
Molecule: messenger RNA, 4750 nt
Organism: Scylla paramamosain (green mud crab)
Lineage: Eukaryota; Metazoa; Arthropoda; Malacostraca; Decapoda; Portunidae
Exons: 6
Coding region: 134-4090 (1318 amino acids)
Biological process (GO): regulation of DNA-templated transcription
Molecular function (GO): DNA-binding transcription factor activity, RNA polymerase II-specific; RNA polymerase II cis-regulatory region sequence-specific DNA binding
Source: RefSeq, a predicted model, not a curated record